AUGGACGCGCGACAGCCAGGUCCUCCGCAGCGGCCACAACUCAUCCAAAACCCGAACCACCACCCGACCACCACCUCCACAUCGUCGACGCACCCCUCGUAUUCCCAAUAUCAACCGCCGCAGGCGUCGCAGCCGCCCAUCCACUCACCCUUCUCCGACCCGUUCCAGCGCCACGACCCGUUCAUGCCGCCCGCGACGCAGCGCAGAGGAAGCUACGGCAUGUCGGGCAGAGAUAGUGCAGGAGGCGGAUGGAGGAGCAACAACGGUACGGUUCCUUGA
Molecule: messenger RNA, 279 nt
Organism: Lasiodiplodia theobromae
Lineage: Eukaryota; Fungi; Ascomycota; Dothideomycetes; Botryosphaeriales; Botryosphaeriaceae
Exons: 1
Coding region: 1-279 (92 amino acids)
Source: RefSeq, a predicted model, not a curated record